AUGAGCAGCAAGUCCAAAAAGUCCGUUUAUUCAACGGCAAAUAUCGAUUCGGCCCUGCUUGCUGAAUUGGAGGUCGUCUCGGAGUUGGGUGUUUACGAUGAUCUCGCUCCUUUGGUGUCUUUCGUACAUAAGGGUCUUUUGAUGAAGACUCUCCAGAACUUUGGCCAUUUCACAUCCGCUACUGAUAUUUCAAAGAUUGCACAGACAAUGUUACGGUUGGCUGGAAUUCUCGAAGUCAUCAAUUUCAUCUUACACGAAGCUUCUCCCACUGAUGCAACUGCUACUCAGUCAAGAGCCAAACUUGAGUUCCUAGAACAGAGGGAACGCCUUACAGAGUUUUAUACGGAAAUUCUUCAGAACCAUUUAAAGCAUUUUUAUAAGAUCUUUUCAUUGAGAAAGCCUUCGGCGAUCAAUCCAAGUCUUCGUGUGCUUAGUGCUCUUGUGGGUUAUAAUAGCCAUGCACUUUUCUCAAACUUUACUGAUUCGUUUGAUUUCAACCAUUCUUCGCUUAUGAAGCUUCUUAUCCCUACAAAAGACGAUUUCGAGAGGAAAUUGAUCACAGAGAAGUCUAUGCGUUUGCAUUUCAUGAACUUAUACAUGGCAGUGGCUGCAAAAUCGUCUCCUGUUCUCAGGAAAGCACUCUUGACGAACUUCAAAAUCAUGAACAACUUCUGGAAAUAUAUGGAAAUGGACCGCUACGAAGUGCUUAUUGCCGUCAUUGGAUUCAUCGAUAAGAGCGUUUUAUCUGAACCUCUCCUUCGACGCAUCUCCAAAUGUCAAAUCUUGAAUGAGAACUUUAUAUUUAAAUUCAGCUCUCUUUUCUCGUUUGUCAAGCCUGAAAAUGAUCGUGCUGGAGACGAGGAUGAAGAUGAAUUCAACAGAUUUAAGUCUUCCUUCACUGACCUCAUGAACACCUUGGUGACUGACCAAGAGAAGGGUAUUACGUUCCCAUUGAAUGAGUUUGGAUCUCCUAUAACCGUCCAUAACAAAACCUUCAAGAUCAACAACAAGCUCAUUUAUACCCUUUUGACGGCCCUUCGACCAUGGGAGUCAUACACUCAAUUGCAAUAUGUCAUGACAAUCAUCAACCACAAUACCGAAUUGGUCCCACCUUACAUGAACUGGAUUGUGUCAAGUUCUGGUGGUUACCAUGACCCUUCUCUUUCUGCUUACUGGGUUGGUCAUACGUUGUUGUACAGUGAAAUCCUUAAGUCCGACUCGCUUCCUGCCAAGUUUGAUUUCAUUUCCUUACCACCAUUGUCUCCAGCGUCACUUGUUGCAUGUCUUUCGUUCAAUAACGACUUGGUCAAGCAGUUUGGCUUGCAGCUUAUCCUUCUUACGCUCAACAAGUUGGCCAGAAACAAAGCUUCCCAAUCGCUCAUAGACUCCGUUUUGAGUACCCUUCCUCCACAGGCAUCAUACAUUCCUUUACUUUCGCAUGAAAAUGAUCUUAUAAAGUUCACCACCACUGCCAUUGUUAAGAGUUACGAGCAGUUGGCACCAUCUUCUUCUUCGUCUGCUGUUGUGAGUGCUGUUAAGGAAAACUUAGCGAAAUUGGACUUGGAUAACUGCAGCAACCGUGAUUUGGUCUUGCUUGAUAACUAUCUUUCUAUUCAGUCAAACAACGACUUGAAGUGGUGGAGCAAGCUGCCAAAAGGAAAUUCGUUCUUUACUUCCUUGCUCAAGCUUUCCAACAUCGAGUUCCUCAAACCAAAGACACUUGCCAUUCUUUCCAAACUCACGUCCACCUCCAUUGUUUUCAACCUGAGCAACUUGAUUGACUCGCCUUUAUAUGCUUUGAUUGAAGCGUGCUCUACUAUCAUCAACUCUUCUUCAGCUGACAAGCUUUGGAACUGUUUGGACGAAACUAUCUCAAGAGCGGUUAAGACGCCAUACAAGUACUUGGAUAAGUCUCAUUUGGAGUAUUCCGAUUUGAGUAUCUUUUUCGUGGUUCUCUUCGAACAGUUCAAGUUCAUACCCAACUACGAGAAGGAAAAAGACUUGCUCGCCUGGUUAGCCAAGUUUGUAACUGAUUCCGUGGUAUUGGGUGAAUCCUUGGAAGCCGUUCAGAACCUUUCAAAAUCUAGUGGUAUUCCAUUAACUCUUAACUUGAAACUGAUCAAACCUAAGGAGAACUUAACCAAGAAGUUUGAUUUCGCUCAACAGCUCUAUGUAUUCAACAGGGACGUCAACAACGGUGUUGGUGACUCAAAGGUGUUCGAUCAUGUUUCGAAACUUGGAAACUUCCUUAUCAGUUUGGGAAGUACAGAUAAGGCUCUUGUGGAAUUCAUCAGUAACCCUGACCAUUGGUUCUUUGGUAAGGUAUUCACUUCUGCUACCAUCACUGAAACACAGACAUUGGCUAUUUCUUUACUUGCAGAACUCUUCAAGCAGAUGGAGGUUGACUUUUCGAGCACUAGCCUUAACACCUUCUUUUUUGAUGCUGCAAAUAAGCAACUUCCACCAUCUAGCCAGAAGCUUCUCAGCAAGUUCUUGUGGGCAUUCACUGACGAGCAACUUACUGAUUUGGCAGCUAAGGUUGAGAAUGAAUACCUUGUGGUCGAGGUGCUCAAGGCAAUUGACGAAAGAAAGAUUGACUUUAGCCCUGAUUUGGUAAGCUUGGACAAACUUGGUCAUCCAGAGAUCAAGUCUGUUUUGGUUCAAUUCCAGCCUUCUGCUAGUCAGCUUGAAGCCAUUAUUGAAGAUCCUCAGCUUCACUAUCUUCUCGAUAAGACCAAUGAUGCUCUUAUAAGUCACAUUCUUACUAAGGAUAAUGUUGAUGAUGAGCUUCUCUAUAGACUCUCCUCAACUUCAAGGGCGGUUAUUGAGAAGCAUCAGACUCGUGCAACUGAACUUGCUUUGAGCAUGAAGAACUGGGCCUGGUCCAUCAAGAUCUUUGCAUUGUCUCCAGAAUCUUUCGAUCUCGCUAAUGUUUCUGAGCUUCUUCUCACAGGUUUUGAGAACGAUACUAAGGUUGGCUUUUCCAACGACUUUGUCAAAGCUGUUGAUGCCAUUGCCAGAACCAACUACUCUUCAAUCAAGAGUUACCAGGAAAGAUUCAAUGUUUGGUUCCACAAAUGCAUGCUUUACAUCACCAAGAAGUUUGCAGAGUCUAAGGAAUUGUCUAAUUCGUUCAAUGGGUUCUUGGUAUCUAUGGAGAGUUUGUUAGAGGUGUUGGAGAAUCCAUGGAGGAUGUGUCCUGGUUCAAUCCUCAAUGCUCAACUAGAGGUGUUCCUUGGUCACGCUCAAUGGGUUAAUUCUGAGGAUUGCAGUCGCUACGCCAAUAAACUUGUGUUUUCUUCAAACUCCAAGGGUGUUGCUGGCGACAAGUUGCUUCAAAUAUAUCUUAACAAUCAACUGCUUCCACUUAAGAAGCUUCCACAAGAAGGCGAUGCUGCUUUGCGUUUCCAGAGUGGUUUGUUGAUUCACAAGCUUUUCAACGUUCAAUCAAGUAAAACGUCAUUGAACCUUCUUAAUCAGUUGAUUAUGCUUUACCUUGGUUCUACUAGAGCUGAAGACUUGCUUUUGAAAGAUACAUUAAAGGUGGUUGAAAGCAAGAUAAACAAGAGUUGGGUUGAUCAGGUUACCAGUUGGGACUUCCUGGAACAGCUUACCCAAAACGAAGUUGAGUUAGUUGGUGAAGAACGCUUGAUCAUCAAGGAUAAGAACACAAUGGUUGUUGCGCUCAAGAAGGCAUUUGUUAUGAACAGCAUUGCUGCUCCAAUGAGAAGUGUGGACGUUCCUGUGCUGCAGAAGUAUGGUGACUACGUGAACCUUUACGAUAACUGCCUCAAAGCGCCUUACAAACAAACAGAAUAUGACCCAGAGUUCCUUCUUUUGGUUAUCUUGAACAACGACGAGUUGGUUUCAGAAAAGGAAGGUAUUGUCACAUUCAGCAUAAGAAGACUCAUUGAGUCCCUGAUUUUCCAGGUUAUUGUUCUGAACCUCGCUCACGAUAAAACCAGAGAAGUUUCUAAGAUCUUGUUGCACGGAAUGUGCAAGUUUAUCCAAAACCAGGAGAACUCUUACAAAGACAAGACUAUCCUUUUGGUGUACUUGUCUUCCAUUUUGCAUACUUUGAGAGUGGCAGAUCACCAAACGCCUCUUGUGUGGAACAUUAUUGGAUCGCUCGCAGAAGUGAUUAUCAACCCAGGCCAUUUCCUCUAUGACCGUGUUUGUCGCUACAUUUUGACUAACCCGAUUUUCAAGGCCUAUGAGAUUCCACUUUACUAUGGUAUCGCAAACGGAUCCUCCAACGAUGAUCUUGAAGAAGACACUUACUACAAGCAGGUUGCUUGGAUGAUCGAGCAGCUUAUUGCUGGAACCAAGAAUGGUGAAGAUUUGAAUGCCCUCAGACUCAAAGGUGUUGUGGAAUGGGCCCUCAAUUUGUCCAACGUUGACUACGUCACUGGCCAUUUGCGCCACAAGCUUUUCCACUUGAUCUACCAAAUCCAAAGUAUCGGUGGAGAAGGUGGAGAUAUGUUGGUGACGAAAUUUGCAGGUCUUUCGUCCAUGGAAGCUGCUAAGCUUGUGGUUCCUCAAACCUUCUCUGGAGAACAGUUAGCACUUAACAUAGACCAAAUCGGCGCCAGAUUCGGUUUGCUUUCGCAAACCAAGCGUCUCAGGGAAUGGACUUCAGAAGAUGUCGGCCGUGCCCUUGGUAAACUUACCCACUACGGUGUGGACUUGGUGCUCAUAUCCAUCAUUUUGGCCGGUAUCCAUCGCAACACUGGUCUUGUGUUUGACACUUCCCACUUCAGCUCUGUGGAUGUUCGUAACUGGUUUGGCAAGUACUUGGCCUUUGGCGAAAUGUGUUACGACAGAACUGUGUCUCUUUUGAGAGUUAGCGGUUACUUUAGACAGAGAAACUUGGUCAUGGACAACAUUCUUGACAAGGGCAAGAGCUACUUGAAGAAGCAGACGGGCAGUGACCUCGACGACUUCACCAGAAAGUAA
Messenger RNA from Candidozyma haemuli, 4956 nucleotides. RefSeq lists its product as uncharacterized. Lineage: Eukaryota; Fungi; Ascomycota; Pichiomycetes; Serinales; Metschnikowiaceae. Gene Ontology annotation, cellular component: cytoplasm. The transcript has 2 exons. Bases 1 to 4956 code for a protein of 1651 amino acids. The record is from RefSeq and is a predicted model, not a curated record.